GUCUCCAGCCUCCCACGUCCCCUCUCUGAGCCUCCAUUCCCUCCCAAGUGCAAAAAGGGGCCGGAGAGUGACCUACACGGUUUCCAGCUGAGCUGCUGCGGGGCUGUCCCUAAGCUGGACUCUCCAAUGACGGAGGGGUGUCCCCCUCAUUUUGCUGACUUGGACCCCUGCCCGAGAGUCUUCCCUGAGCUUCAGACCCUCACUGAGAAGAAAAUGCACCCCCUCCUGAGGUCGGAGUGCCCCUCCCCUCACCCACCACCAGGUCCUCACCCAACUCUGCCAGGGUUUUCACCUGCAUCCCUGGUUGGAGGGGCAUCACCUCCCUAACCAGCCCUUCACACUCCACACUAUGGGGGGGGGUCACCUGGGAAACUGAGAAACCCCCCUCAGACACCACUGUGACCGCGCCUGCAGCUUGCACAGUAGGUCUCGGUGAUAAGUUCCGGCUCUGCUGCCUCCUCCCACCCCUAGUAGCUUCUAGCCCAGGAGACCUAGCCAGGCCGGGCCGCAGCCAAGGGAACUGGGUCCCGGGGUCCAGGGACUGGGGCUGGGAGCCCCUGCCUGAGAACCCCAGCUUUUGUCCUCCCCAGGUGGCCGUCUGUUGGAGAGAUGGCUGAUGCCCAGAACACGUCCCUAGACAGCCCAGGGAACGUGGGGGCCGUGGCGGUGCCCGUGGUCUUCGCCCUCAUCUUCCUGCUGGGCACAGUGGGCAACGGGCUGGUGCUGGCGGUGAUGCUGCGGCCCGGGCCGAGCGCCUGGCGGGAGGCGGGCAGCACAACGGAUCUGUUCAUUCUCAACCUGGCCGUGGCCGACCUCUGCUUCAUCCUGUGCUGCGUGCCGUUCCAGGCCGCCAUCUACACGCUGGACGCCUGGCUCUUCGGGGCCCUCGUCUGCAAGGCCGUGCACCUGCUCAUCUAUCUCACCAUGUACGCCAGCAGCUUCACGCUGGCCGCCGUCUCAGUGGACAGGUACCUGGCUGUGCGGCACCCACUGCGCUCGCGGGCCUUGCGCACCCCGCGCAACGCCCGCGCCGCCGUGGGCCUGGUCUGGCUGCUGGCGGCGCUCUUCUCGGCGCCGUACCUCAGCUACUACGGCACGGUGCGCUACGGCGCGCUCGAGCUCUGCGUGCCCGCCUGGGAGGACGCGCGCCGGCGCGCCCUGGACGUGGCCACCUUCGCCGUGGGCUACCUGCUACCGGUGGCCGUGGUGAGCCUGGCCUACGCGCGCACGCUGCGCUUCCUGUGGGCGGCCGUGGGCCCCGCGGGCGUGGCGGCGGCCGAGGCCAGGCGCAGGGCCACGGGGCGCGCGGGGCGCGCCAUGCUGGUGGUGGCGGCGCUCUACGCGCUCUGCUGGGGUCCGCACCACGCGCUCAUCCUGUGCUUCUGGUACGGCCGCUUCGCCUUCAGCCCGGCCACCUACGCCUGUCGCCUGGCCUCGCACUGCCUUGCCUACGCCAACUCCUGCCUCAACCCUCUGGUCUACGCGCUCGCCUCGCGCCACUUCCGUGCGCGUCUCCGCCGCCUGUGGCCCUCUGGCCGCGGCCGCCGCCACCGCGCCUGCUGCCCCUUGGGUGCCCGCCGCACCGCCCGUCGCAUUCGCCCGGAGUCCUCGGGUCCUGUUGGCCGUCCCGGGGACGCUGGGCCUCGAGGGAGGCUGCCGGCGGGUGGCGGCUGGGGCGGAGAGCCCGGGGAGGAGGCUGCUGGUGGCAGAGAGUCUGGACCGACCCCGUCUGCCGGAGCACCGAAAUAA
Messenger RNA from Phyllostomus discolor (pale spear-nosed bat), 1749 nucleotides. It is a transcript of the gene GALR3, whose product is annotated as galanin receptor 3. Lineage: Eukaryota; Metazoa; Chordata; Mammalia; Chiroptera; Phyllostomidae. The transcript is spliced from 2 exons. Bases 610 to 1749 code for a protein of 379 amino acids. Gene Ontology annotation, biological process: adenylate cyclase-modulating G protein-coupled receptor signaling pathway; neuropeptide signaling pathway; negative regulation of adenylate cyclase activity. Gene Ontology annotation, molecular function: galanin receptor activity. Gene Ontology annotation, cellular component: membrane. The record is from RefSeq and is a predicted model, not a curated record.